AUGAUAGCAGGCCCUCCUAGAGAAAAUCAAUAUCCAGGGAUUGAUAUUCAUAGCAUCAGAAAUGUUGAUGUUCAAUCCGAGAUCCUUGACUUCAACGCCAACUUCUCUUCCAUGCUCUCUCCUUAUCCGCGACGGCAGCAUCAUGAUCCCACGAGAAUGGAGCCUCCGGACCUUACCAAUGGCCCAUCCGAGAUUGGUUCCCUGACUGCGCAUUCCAAGGAUGAGAGCCAAUUUGUCGGUAGCUCCAGUGGCGUCUACUUCAUCAAUACCGUCCGACGGGCUUUCUCCGAAAGUCUAGAUCCGAGUGGUUCAUCGCCUGCUCAAGACUUCCCCCAGCCCGAGGAUACCUUGGUAGGCAGUGAUGCCUCGCAUAAGACGUCCCCGGUUGCACUGCAGGAUGACCAGUUUCCGUGCCGAUGGGCAUAUGAUUCCGCAGUGGCAGCGGUCUUGGGGAACGCUCCCCCGCUUGAUACAGCUCGGGAACUCAUGAUGGUGUACUUCAAAGUUUGGCAUCCUUUGUUCCCUUUCCUACAUGGCCCUACUUUUUUACAGGCCAUGGAGGGACUCUAUUCAGAAGAUCGCCAGGAGCCAGCCCGUAACGAAGCGAUGGCCGAUCACCGACAUGUUUGCUGGACAACAAUCUUCCAGUGUAUCUUCAAUUUGGCCAAUUCUGUCCAUCCGGAGAUCAAUCUCCCGCUGGAGUCUCGGAUUGAAUCGCCCAGCAGCAUGCAUUCUCUCCUUGGGACGCUGACUAGUAAACAUGAUAUGUUGUCCUUGCAGGCACUUCUUGCUUGCCAACUAUAUCUGCUUGCAAGGAUGUCCCUCCGGACAGCCUCCACCGUAGGUGGCUGCAUGCUGCGUUCCAUGCUGCACGCUGGUCUCCAUCGCUGUCCGUACCGAUACAAGGAGCUCACAACCCACGACAGACAGUUGCGCAAGAGGAUCUUUUGGUGUGCCUACGCUAUUGAUCGGUACCUAAGCCAGGCACUUGGGCUGCCCCUCGGUGUGCAAGACUCGGAUAUCGACGUCUGUUCACCCAAUGCGCCUGAAAUCCAUAUACCAGGAAUGUGCAAUAGAUCCCAUUUCGUCCGGUCUACGUCGUAUGCUGAGCAAAGGGAACACCGCUCCCAGCUCACAAGCAACCAACACCUUGAAAACACCUCACCGCAUGCCUUCUCAGCCCACAGCAGCUCCUCAGCCGAAGAAGCCCAGCAAAACCGCCGCGAACUUGCCUUUGCAAGCUACGUCGAGUCCGGCACCCUGACAGGACGAGCCCUCGAGCUCUUCCACAAAUCUAUUACUGUGCGCUCCGUCCCACGUAGCUCCGUUCUAUUCCUCAUCACAGACGUCCAUAAAUGGUGGAACAAUCUCUCCAUCGAGACACUUCAAGGCCAACAACAACAACCACAACCACAACAGUCAUCCACCGACCAACCCCCAUCAUCCUCCCCAGCAGCAACAACCACCGCCGCAUUCAACUUCGCCCCCUUCUUCACUGUUCUUUACCAACAUCUCAUCCUCCUCAUCAACCGCCCCUCCCUCUCCCUCAGCCCUUCUACCCCCGAAUUCUGCUCCGGACUUCAAACUUGCAUCAAUGCCGCAAGGGAGAUCAUCUCCGCGUUAACGACGCAACAAGAAAGCGGUCAAUCAUUCUUCUGGCCCGGUUUCCUCUCUGCUGCCUGGAUGUCAGGUCUCGUCCUUGCAUUUGCAUGCCAACUCCGCCAAUACGUCCUGUCCAAGGGAGCUCAAGAAAUUACCAAAUGUCUCACAAUUCUGCACACCAUGUCCACGCAAUGGGACGCAGCCAAGCACUGCCACAGGGCGCUUUCCCUUCUAUCUCGGACUAUCCAUGAAAAUACCACCACCGCAGGUGAUCCAUCAUCAUCACCUAACAAACGACGAAAAGUAGUAGUAGAUCCUCACCAGACUACCUUCUUCACUCCCAUUAACUCGCUAUCCACGACCAACUUGAAUGAAGAAUAUGCAAGAGGACGGGCAGGAAGGAGAACCCCUGCUACUGCUACUGUUGCAACAACAUCUGGCCUGCAUGAACCUACUAACACUAGUAGCCAUGUACACUUGUCUCACGAAGAUCGUUUGUUCUCUGCGGAGGGGGUUAGUACUACGAAUGAUAAUAAUGGAGAUGCGGUGGGAGAGUUUGAUUUCGGGAUUGUGGAUCUGCUGGAAGGGAGUAACUUUGAUGAUCUGGCGGAUAUGUUUGGGCAGCAGUAUCCUUCUUUUUGA
Molecule: messenger RNA, 2244 nt
Organism: Aspergillus niger
Lineage: Eukaryota; Fungi; Ascomycota; Eurotiomycetes; Eurotiales; Aspergillaceae
Exons: 3
Coding region: 1-2244 (747 amino acids)
Biological process (GO): DNA-templated transcription
Molecular function (GO): zinc ion binding; DNA binding
Source: RefSeq, a predicted model, not a curated record